Molecule: messenger RNA, 750 nt
Organism: Cladophialophora psammophila CBS 110553
Lineage: Eukaryota; Fungi; Ascomycota; Eurotiomycetes; Chaetothyriales; Herpotrichiellaceae
Exons: 1
Coding region: 1-750 (249 amino acids)
Source: RefSeq, a predicted model, not a curated record
AUGGCUCCACACACCGGCAUUGGCGCGUCAGAAGCCUUCAGCUUCGAUGAGGCCCUCACUUGGGAGCACAACAGUUCCGCGCACGAAGAGGAGCCUAGCCGGCGAAGGAGCUUCUUUCGUAAAGUUGGUCUCACCACACAACGCAAAAGACCCGACCCAGAAGAUGAUCUGCCGCCGUUCGUAAUGCGUCAAAUUCCCUAUCCUACCUGGCGGAAGCAUUAUGCAAAGGACAAGGACGGCAACUACAGAGGUACCCAUGCUCCGGCAGAAGAUUGUCUUCUCAAACCAGAGGAUGUGCAAAAAUGGCGACUCGGCGAUCCUGUAACGAAGGCGGACAGAUGGACUCGAGGCAGAGAGGCGCUGCCUGUUUAUUCGGAAGUACACACCGAGGGCGCCGCACCAGAGUAUCAGAUCGACUGCGUCAACCCAGACCAGUCUCCAGCCAAUGAGCGGAUUGUGGCUCCGGAGGAUGAUCGGCCCCCCGAAUACUUUGAUGCAACUGACCUGCGCGCGAAUUCGCAGCGGCAAGCCUCAAGCGUUUCACCCCAACAGCGCUUCCAUCCUACCGCGACAUCAGCACCGAGGGCCAUUUCACCAUAUCAAGACCAGACGAUCGCUGGUGGGAAGACGGCUGCUGAGAUAGUCGAAGAAGCCGGAAAUAAAGGCAAACCGAAGUUGACGUGGAGACAGAAGCUAUCCAAGGGUGCCUCGAUGACUAUGGGUGCUCCAAUGCCCGGAACAGGUGUAUGA